Rotaria sp. Silwood2 is the source of this 1122-nucleotide messenger RNA. The record is from the annotation of a GenBank genome assembly. Lineage: Eukaryota; Metazoa; Rotifera; Eurotatoria; Philodinida; Philodinidae.
AUGAAAGAAAUGAAAUCAAAGUCACAAAAGUUAGGUUUAUUACACAAUACAAUAAAUACUACGAUUGUUUCGUCUGACCGUUUGCUCAAGACUGAUAUUAAAUUAAAAAAAAUAAUCCAACAAAAAUCAAUCUAUUCUAAUGUAAAAAAAAGAAACCUACAACCAUUAUUAGAUCUAUCGAUUCAACACAAUUCAUCUACUGAUAAACUUUUAUUAAAUUUGAAAUCAAAAAAAUUAAAAACACAGUUACACUCAACUAUUUCCAAUGAUCGUGUUCCUGUCGUAUCACAUUUAAUCACUCCAUCGCUUUUGAAGACUCCAACAAACGAUGAACAUUCUAUUUUCUCUAUUUCAACUAUGAACUUUUCCAUUGAUUCAGAACAAAUACCUAUCAAAGACAAAUUUCAAUAUGAUUCUCAAAGAGACUCACAAAUUAAUGAAUUUCUUUAUCGAAAAGAUCGAACAACUCGUUCAAUCACAUCAUCUGCUUCAUCACCAAAAAAUUCAUAUGAUGAACCGUCGUUAGCUUUUGAUACAUUAAUAAUUGGUAAAUUAUACAUUCUUAAUGACAUAUAUCCAUCAAUUGAAUAUGAAAAUAUGAAUGGAAUUCCACUAGCUUUUCUUGGUGCGGAAAAAUUAUUAGGUACCCGUGUCGAUUGGACUAAAGUUCAAUACCCAUUAUCAUCCUAUCAUAUUGAAAUAAUCAUUGAUCUUCUUAUUGUACGACCUUCAUUUAUCAGAGAAAUACCUAAAGUAACUACAUUUAAUCUUUAUCGACCAUUGAUUAAAACAGUGUCAGGUCAUUUAUUUUUUGAUCAUGGAGAAAAUAAAGCUGGAAUACAUCAAUGUGGUCGAAAACAAAUAAAUCGUAAAUUUAUGAUUCGUGAUUUAGCUUCUAUUCAUCAACGUGAAUUUCAUAUAAUUAAUUAUAAUGCAAUAUAUGAACAACGUUUUAUUAAUUUAUAUGAAAAUCUUUUUCAUGUUUAUCAUUAUCAAACAAAAUCAACUGAAUGGAAAACAUAUCUGAUAAAGACACAAUGUCCAAUAAAUAAAUUAGUUGAAAUAUCUGGUAUGCCAUCAGAUAAUGUUAAAAAACUUUCAAUCAAACAUUUCCUCUCCUAA